CUUUGGUGGAGGUUUUUCCUGUGACUAACCACAAAAGCUCAAAGCCAAACUGCAACUUUUCACAUUGUUACUGACUGCAGUGUGCUGCUCACUUCACUUUCAGCCUCAGCAGGAAUCCAGUGUUGGGUUAGAGGAAACACACCAAGGUGUAGAACAGAGGUCAACAAGGCUCCACUGUGGGCGACCAGACCUCCAACUUAUUAUCAUCCCAACACUGAAGCAGGAUCAGCAUGGAGGAUCCAAACGAUUUACAUCCAGAAGAAAUUCCUGGAGUUAGAGAAAACCUGGAAAACAAUGACGCUGCUGCAGCAGCUGCAAGGAUUCAACAACAUUUAGAAAGAGAAAAUAAUGUUCCACUAAAUAUCGCCAUCACAGGAGAAGGUGGGGUUGGUAAAUCCACCUUUGUUAAUGCCCUCAGAGGGAUGUCCAAUGAUGAGGAGGGAGCUGCUCCUACUGGUGUUACAGAAACCACCGAAGAGGUCAAAGAGUACCCCCAUCCAAACUAUCCCAAUGUUAAAUUAUGGGAUCUUCCUGGAAUCGGCACCACCAAGUUUCCAGCUAAGAAGUACCUGAAGCUUGUUGGAUUUGAGAAGUUUGACUUCUUCAUCAUCAUCUCAGCCGAUCGCUUCAGAGAAAAUGAUGUGAAACUCGCAAAGGAGAUUCAGAAGAUGAAGAAAAAGUUCUACUUUGUUCGAUCAAAGAUUGAUGAAAAUUUACGCGCCGAAAAAAGAAACAGACACUUCAGUGAAGAGGAGACUCUUACAAAAAUCAGAGAAGACUGUGUUCACAGACUCAGAGGAUUAGGCAUCGAGUCUCCGCAGGUCUUUCUAGUGUCCAGCUUUGAGCUCCACCUGUACGACUUCUCUCUCUUGCAGCAGACCUUAGAGAGAGACCUUCCUAAAAACAAGAGGGACGCUCUGCUGUUCGUCAUGCCCAACAUCAACCCAGAGAUCAUCAUCAAGAAGAAGAAAGCUCUGAAGUCCACAAUAAUAUGCUAUGCUCUUGGAUCUGCAGCUGGAGCAGCUGUUCCAGUUCCUGGUGUUUCUAUUGCUGUUGAUGCUGUUUUGCUGGUUGGUGCUGUCACACAUUAUGUUCAUGCGUUUGGUCUCGAUAUCCCGUCUCUGAAGAGACUUUCUGACAGAACAGGUGUGCCCUACGCUGAUCUGCGUGCCGUCAUCAUUUCACCACUGGCUGCAGUAGAAAUAACUGCAGGGCUCCUCCUGAAGGUUUUGACCCAUGUGGGACGCACAACUACAUUAAUUGUAGCAGAGGAAGCUUCCAGAUUUAUUCCCGUGGUUGGAAUCCCAUUAGCAAUGGGCUUCUCUUUCGGCACAACCUACACAAUUCUGAAAUCGAUCCUCAACCAGCUCGCUGAUGAUGCUCAGAAGGUGUUUGAAAGAGCUUCAGUCUGAACACUUCAGUGUGAAUUUGUAAAUUAAAGAUGAGUGAAACAAAAGAGUGCAAAUCAAAUUAAUUGAAAUCAUUAAAUAUAAAUGAAAUAAAUAUAAAUAUAAAUCAUGUUGCAGCUGCAUAUUUGAGCCAUUAUCCUACUAUAGCUGAUAAAUGUAUCAUAGGCCUCAGCAGGUCUCAUUUCUUCUCAUCACAUCAAUACAGGAACAAAUGUGAUGUUAUUAUUCAGAUAAAACCUGCUAGAAGAGCUUUGUUCUAAUCCCUUGUCGGAUUUGGUGACAUCACUUUUUACAGAUCAGGUGAUGUGAUAGUUACUCCUGAAACAUCGUCAUCUGAACCUCUUUUGUUUGAUUUACUUUGUGAUGAAACUCUUUUGUUAUCAUAUCGUCGCUUACAGCAUAAUAAAUACUUUUAAUGCAGAGUGUUUGAUGAUGAACAGAGGUGUGUAGAACAGAAACUGCUCCGUGGUGUUUUUGUCCUGUUGACUGUAGAUUGUGAUGAGAGUUCACUGCCCUCCAGUGGUCACAGUGGGGAACUACCACACAAAUAAUACAGAUAUGACUUCUAAUGUUUAUCAACGUUAUUCCUGCUUUUAUAAAUAAAUUGUUCUUGAUAAACA
Messenger RNA from Oreochromis niloticus (Nile tilapia), 2029 nucleotides. RefSeq names its product interferon-inducible GTPase 5. Bases 231 to 1412 code for a protein of 393 amino acids. The record is from RefSeq and is a predicted model, not a curated record. The transcript has 4 exons. Gene Ontology annotation, molecular function: GTP binding. Lineage: Eukaryota; Metazoa; Chordata; Actinopteri; Cichliformes; Cichlidae. Gene Ontology annotation, cellular component: membrane.